AUGACCUUACGACUCUCCAUCUUCACCUUGGCUCGACGAUGCGCACUUGAUAGAUCCGUUGCUAGCGCACAGAUUCUACGAACAAAUACCUCUCCCCAGUUAUUCCAGAGGCCAUUCUGCCAAUCGAGGACAAUGGAGAGCUCCACCGAUACCUCCAAGUUGGUGCAAUUCCAAGGCACAGAUUACCAGGUGAUUAAAGAGGGCCGCGCGCAUAUUCUUAACCCUCCUGCGCAAGAAGCCGCUUCGAAGGCAACGCGGAGGGACCUCAGAGAGGAAGACGAGUCGCAAUCCGUUUUCUACAACCCGAUCCAACAGUUCAAUCGCGACUUGAGUGUCCUUGCCAUUCGGGCCUACGGAGAGUCUCUGUUAGAGUCAAAAAAGCAGAAGUUCAAGAAACGCAUACAAGGGAAGAAGAGGAAGCGUGAGGUGGACUCCGAGGAUCAAGCAUCCAAGUCUGCCACGGAUGGUGCCAAUGAAGUGAAGCCGGAGGGCGAGCAGACUGGAAACGCAAAGCAAGAGGCACAGUCUGACUCGGAGCCUUCUUACACAAUUCUGGAUGCUCUUUCCGCGACGGGCCUGCGCGCACUUCGCUAUGCCUCGGAGCUUCCGGUGUCCAGAGUCGUGGCCAAUGACUUGUCCGCCUCUGCCAUCAGAUCGAUGAAGACGAACAUUGAAUAUAAUGGGCUGCAAGAUCGGAUCCAACCUAAUCUCGGUGAUGCGCGCACAUACAUGUAUAGCUUGGGCGCACUUCAGAAAUUCGACGUGAUCGAUUUGGACCCUUACGGCACCGCAUCCCCAUUCAUUGAUGCUGCCAUCCAGGGUGUCAGGGACGGUGGAUUGCUCUGUGUCACUUGCACUGAUGCUGGCGUUUGGGCCUCGACUGGAUAUCCAGAAAAAGCAUUCUCCUUGUACGGAGGUGUUUCGAUCAAGGGCUCGCACUCUCAUGAGGGUGGAUUGCGGUUGAUUUUGAACUCUCUUGCCAUGUCUGCUGCCAAGUACGGACUUGCCAUUGAGCCCCUACUUUCUCUGUCAAUCGAUUUCUACGCCCGUGUGUUUGUCCGAGUGUACCGCUCCCCUGCUAUGGUCAAGUUCACUGCCGGCAACACAAUGCUUGUGUACAACUGCGAUUCUGGAUGUGGCGCUUGGAGCACGCAACCCAUCGCCGCCACGAAGCAAAGGCUUGACAAGAAGGGUAACCCCUUCUACCACUUUGGUCUGGCGCAGGGUCCUUCAGCUGGCACGCACUGCGAGCACUGCGGCUUCAAGACUCACAUCGCGGGACCUAUGUGGGGAGGCCCGCUGCACAACCCUCACUUCAUCCAAAAGAUCCUGGCUAUUCUCCCCACUCUCGAUCCCGAAACAUACCAGACAAUUCCUCGAAUUGAGGGCAUGCUAACCACUGCGUUGGAAGAGGAUCUGGAUCUCACUCCUGUUGCGGCCAAAGCCGGCCAGCAACCAACCUCCGACGCUGAGACAGCCGACACCAUUUCCCAAGACUCUGAGUAUCCCGCCAUCAUUCCCCGGAUGGAUCCUGCUGCAUUGGAAAAAUAUCCUUUCUACUUCAACCUCGGCUUCCUUUCCAAAGUCCUCCACUGCGCCACUAUUCCCAUGGAUGAAUUUCGCGGCGCCGUCCGCUCUUGUGGCUACCGCACUACUCGGAGUCAUGCUAAACCGAACUCCAUCCGCACUGAUGCUCCUUGGAGUGUGAUCUGGGAGAUCAUGCGUGAAUGGGUUCGCCUGCACUCUCCCAUCAAGGAAAGCUCCGUCAAACCCGGCACUCCCGGCGCCGCAAUCAUGGCGAAGAGCCGCGACAACUUGCGCAAGAUGCACGAAGGCGACCAGUGGCUGGCACAGCUGAAGAGGGAUCUUCUCGAUGCUGUUGAGUCCGGCAAAGAUGUCAGUGACCUGAUCACCAAGGUGGAAGCAUCUCUGUACCGUACUCUGGACAUUAAGUUUGAUGCAGCGCUGGGCCGUGAGGCGUCAGCUGCACACACGAAAAAGCGCUUGGUGCGGUAUCAACUGAACCCGCGUGCCAACUGGGGCCCGCUGAACCGUGCUGCCGUGGCAUCGAAGCGAUCAUGA
This is a messenger RNA of Penicillium maclennaniae, 2082 nucleotides long. Its product is annotated as tRNA (guanine26-N2)-dimethyltransferase. The transcript has 2 exons. Gene Ontology annotation, biological process: tRNA N2-guanine methylation. Gene Ontology annotation, molecular function: RNA binding. Lineage: Eukaryota; Fungi; Ascomycota; Eurotiomycetes; Eurotiales; Aspergillaceae. Bases 1 to 2082 code for a protein of 693 amino acids. Gene Ontology annotation, cellular component: nucleus. The record is from RefSeq and is a predicted model, not a curated record.